AUGGAAAGAAAGCGCUCAAAUUCAGAGCUCACGGGUCAGAGGGAGGCGCUGUUGAACUCUACUCGGGAACAGUUGGCGCAGUGUAUGUCGACCGUCAAUGUAGUGCCCGUCAGUCCCAACCAGAAGACCAUUGCCGGAAGUGUGGACGUGUUGUCCAUCAAAUCGUUGGACAACAAAAACUCUACUAAAGAGCACGCGAAGGAAAACUUUGUGCCCGGCGUCCGGUCGCAGCGCUUUGACCAAAACUCUUCGCCAACCGUUGCCAUAGACACCGUCGCGUGGAUGAUAGUGUUGGGCGACGCUCUGCUCAACUUUAUCGACGGUCUGUCCAUUGGGGCGGCGUUUGACCGAAACAUUUUGGCCGGUAUUAGCAUUUCGGUGGCCAUUAUGUUGGAAGAGGUGGCCCAUAGGUUGGGCACAUUCGCUGUCCUCAUACGCGCCGGCAUGAAAAUGAAGCAAAGCUUUCUGUAUAUACUGUUGUGCGCCUGUGCUGUCUAUCCGGGUCUAGCGCUCGGCAUAUUCCUGGGCGAUGAGGCAGAGGAGGCCAGUCCUUACAUAUUUGCUUUGGCCGGCGGUUUCUUCCUGUAUAUGGCACUCGUGGAUGUGAUGCGAGCGAUGAACCGGUCGAUGGAGAACGCGUCCCGAAAGGGGGUCAAGAGUAUGGUUCAGAUACUGGCCCUACAGAACGUGGGUAUUAUACUGUCGGUCAUAUUCCUAUCCCUUCUGGCCUUCUAUGAGCGGGAAAUGGAUUUCGAGAACAUCGAGUUGGAAGACAUCGUCGAAAAAUCUCUCGAAUAGACAGCAAACAAACAUAAAAACUGCGGACAAGUGUUUCGAGACAAUUGUUUUAUUAGUAUUUGAAAAAUAUUUAUUUAAAAAACAUAUGACAACUGAGAGAGAG
Messenger RNA from Medioppia subpectinata, 901 nucleotides. Lineage: Eukaryota; Metazoa; Arthropoda; Arachnida; Sarcoptiformes; Oppiidae. The record is from the annotation of a GenBank genome assembly.